Molecule: messenger RNA, 908 nt
Organism: Ceutorhynchus assimilis (cabbage seed weevil)
Lineage: Eukaryota; Metazoa; Arthropoda; Insecta; Coleoptera; Curculionidae
Source: the annotation of a GenBank genome assembly
GAAGGGUCUAUCGAUAUUUAUACUUUAUAAAGUAUCGAUCAAUGAAGUAGUAUCGAUACGUAAUUUUUUUUUAGGAAGACAUCGACAUGAUUUAAAAUUUAGAAUUUUCAAAUAAUAAAUAAAAUGUGUGCAACAAAAGUAUUGUUUUCAAGAUGUUUCGCUGUAUCAAAACUAAAUACACCAAUACUGAGCUAUAUUCAACAAAACUCUAUGUCAGUAUAUCCUAACUACUACAUUGAGCCAAUAUACAGAAAAGAAACCCAACAAGAACUAGUAAAAACCGGAGAGAUUAGCAAAUACAGUCAUAUCCCAACAAAAGCAACUCUCAACGGGCAAACCUGUUCAGAUUCUUAUGAUCCCGUAAUUGCUUUAUUCACAAAUUAUGUGAUGAGACAGGGCUUGAAAGCCCUAGCCAGAGAACAAAUGGACAAAUGUUUUGAAAACAUCAAAAGACUCCAACUGGAAAAGUACCACAAGUGCACCACCGAAGAAGAAAAACUAAAAAUCGAACUAGAUCCAAAAAAAGUCUUCCAUGAGGCAAUCAACAAUUCCAAACCUCUCUUACAACUUACAGGAGUCAAAAGAGGCGGAGUAAGAUAUCAAGUUCCAAUGCCCAUUACAGAUAGAAGAUCGGAAUUUAUUGCCAUGAAUUGGCUGGUGGACGCUGGCAAGGAAAAAGACAGAAAAGUAAGAUUUGCUAUGCAAUUGGCCAGAGAAUUGGUGGACGCCUCAAAUAAUACUGGGAAAGUUGUGAAGAGGAAGCAGGAUUUGCACAGGCAAUGUGAAGCUAACAAAGCUUUUGCCCAUUAUAGGUGGAGUUAAGUUUUGUUUUUGAUGUAGUUUAAGAUUUAAUAAAGAAAAAUUGCAUUUAGAAUCAUUUUUUUCCAGUUCAAUUUUUGUUUAUUCCU